Molecule: messenger RNA, 3705 nt
Organism: Polyodon spathula (Mississippi paddlefish)
Lineage: Eukaryota; Metazoa; Chordata; Actinopteri; Acipenseriformes; Polyodontidae
Product: protein LYRIC-like
Exons: 12
Coding region: 603-2171 (522 amino acids)
Biological process (GO): regulation of transcription by RNA polymerase II; negative regulation of apoptotic process; positive regulation of canonical NF-kappaB signal transduction
Cellular component (GO): nucleus
Molecular function (GO): transcription coregulator activity
Source: RefSeq, a predicted model, not a curated record
CGCCACGGGAGCAGCGUGGUGUAUUGGGCUGCGUGUGACAAGUCGUAUAAUCGCUUUAACAUGUUUUUGUCGCUAGGGAAACCCAAAAGUCGCUGGAUCUAGCGACAAAAUCGCUAAGUUGGCAACACUGCCUGCAGCUCCCAGAUAUGUAUUUCUGUCUAGUCCUCUGUGUCUGUAUCUCUCUCGCUCUCGCGUUUCCAUCAGCAGCCUUCCCAAAAUCCCCUUUCAGAUCCCAUCCAUUUUAGUGAUGACGUUGCACUGGUCUGUGGACGAGAGUUAAGCAGCCUCUCGGGUGGUUUCAUUCACACAUUCCUCGUUUAGCAAACCUAGCGCUGAAGCCAACAUAGGACAGCUUUCGCUUCAGCGUCUGUCAGACAAACAUUUUGAAAGGAGGAAAGGAACGCGUUGAACAAGCCCGACAAAAACAAACAAAAAAAAAGAUUGGUUUCUAUUUGUUUAAUCUAUUGUUACAGUCUGUGUCGAAUAUCACUAAUAGCCGUGUUUUGUUUUUUCUGACGAGUAUGUUGUCAAAUUGACCCCCCUCCCCUUUUGUUGUACAUUUAUCUCUCCUUCCCUCCGUGUCUAUCGGUUUCAGUGUUAAAAUGGAAGCGAGGUGGCAGGAUAUAGCGGCUCAGCAUGCCGAUGUGAUAUCUAGCCGUCUACGAGAGCUGUUGUCCACUGGUCUGGACCUGCUGCACUCCAAACUCGGGGUGGACCUGGGGCUGAAGCCCGAACAGUACCCGUCCUGGGUUCUGUUGCUGACGGCCUUCAUCGGGUUGCUGGUGAUCGUGGUCGUGUGGGCCGCGGCCUGCGUUGGGCUUUGCGCUGGGAGAAAGCGGGGGGCCAGAGCCAGCGACACUGGGAGCCAAGCCACAAAAACAUCGACAACCAAGAGUGGAAAAGGAGAAGAGCAAAAGAAAAAGAACAAGAAAAAAACUGUUGAAAAGAAACCUCAAAAUGGAUGCACAAUAUUUGAACAGCAAGAAGAUGAUGUAAAAACUACCAGUGAGAUUUUGAAACAAUCAGAAAUGAAAGUUGAGAAGCAAACCAAGAAAUCCAAGAAGAUAAAAGCAGGAGUAAAACAAGCACUGCAUAUCUCUUCUGGUGGAAAAGAACCUGAGGAUGGUGCAUGGGAAACUAAGAUCAGUAACCGGGAGAAGAAGCAGCAGCGAAGGAGAGACAAAGUGGCUGAGGAUUCCAGUCUUCCUGAAACACAAGCAGUUGUUGCUGCAGAACACCCCACAUCACUUACCCCAGUUCCAGUUGGUCUUUGGAAGAUCAAAGGGGAACCUGUUCGUAUGAAGCCAAGAAAAGGAGAGGCCAUAAUAUCUCAGGUGUCAGCCAGCUGGAAUGAAGCCCCUGCAAUGAAUGGAGGCGGGUGGAAUGACAUGGCUAUGAAACUUCCCACUCAGAUGUCUGGAGGAGAUGGCGAGACCUGGACAACGAUCACAAAAGCUGCUGCCAAAAGAAACCCAGAGCCGGCUUGGGGUUUGGAACUAGAAGGUACUGGAGAAGCAGGUCCUCGGACUACAAUUGCUGAUUUGCAGUUGGAAAGCAGCCAUGCAAAAAUUGACGAUCAGUGGUCUGGCACAAAUGGACUUUCAACAGUAGAUCCCAGCUCUGACUGGAAUGCUCCUGCUGAAGAGUGGGGAAACUGGGAUGAGCAGAAAGCCUUGCCACCUCCUCAGCCUGAGGGGCCAGCUACAGAGGUUCAGAAGGUAUCGGAUGAUGAGAAAGAAAAGGUGGACCCUGCUGCUGCUGCAAGUGGAAAAUCAAAAAAGAAAAAAAAGAAAAAGAAACAAGGAGAGGAUGGCAGUGCUCCUGUCCAGGAAACUGGGGAGCCAGAAAAGACUUCAUCUGAAUUAGAGGUGGCCAACUCUGAGCCUGAAAUGGCUCUGUCUGAAGAGGCUGCACCUGCUAGCGAACCAGUUAAGGUUGAGCUGAAGGUGGAGCGACCAGACCCAGUCAUGACCAAGCUACCUGUAACUGUACUGGACAGUACUUCUAAGAAUAUCGCUUCACAAGUGCCACAGAGGCUACUUGAGCCAGACCCUCCAGUUUUCACUACUAAACAAAGCAACGUGCCUCCACUUUCACAGACAAAAUCUGAAGAGAACUGGGAGUCACCAAAGCAAGUUCAAAAGAAGAAGAAAGCAAGAAGGGAAACAUGAGUUUUACUAGAUUUAAGUUUAAGAAUAUGCAAAAUGAUUUUGAAGAAAUUCAUGUUUAUGCAAUAAUUUGAAAGUGUACAGAAUUUUAUACAAAUUGACUGUACAUUUAAAAAAAAAUCUAAACUGAACAGACAUGGUCUUGAUUAGCUAAAUUGCAUAUAAAAGCAAGUAACUGUAGUGUGCAUCUAAACAGUGCUGCAGUGUUUUGAAUAUAUAUGUGGCAUAAGGAAGGAUGAAUAAUUGUAUAAAUCCAUAUUUACAUGGUUAAUCUCAUUAAUUUGAGAUACGGUUGGCCACAGGGUUAGAAAUUUUUUUAAUGCAUAUAAUGUCAAGAAAGGGCAGUUUUCCAACUGUUAGGCAUUGCGUCACAUAUUGCACCUGGUUUGGCAAUCCAGAAAUUAAUGGUAUUCCAGUAACUAAUGUUUCUGAAUGCAAAUGGCUAAAUGUAUAGCUAGCAUCUAGUAACUGGCUAUGUAUAGUGCUUGGUUACUGAGCUAAACGCAUUACUGUUUUGCUGCUUGUUUUUCUAGUGGUUUACCAAUAGGUACCAUUACAUACCAUGCUUACAAUCUAAUCAUUUUGCUUUUCCCUGAACUUAGUUUAGAUAUCCUCCCAUCUCGCCAACCUGGUCCAUUUCAUUGAUUAAAACGAUGUAGUUUAAUGUUUGUUUUAUAAUUUUUGGAAAAAGCCAAGCCAUAUGUAAGUUAAAGGCCUGUUUGAUUUAAGAAUACAGUGGGUCUGCUAUAGAAUAUACAAUUCUUUUAGUUGUGAGUUUUAUUCACAAGACCAUUUUAGAAUGUUUUUUUUUUUUUUUGCGUGUGGGGUAGUUCGGGUCAAGUACAGUAUCAGGAAUUAAAUUCUAUUGCCUUAAUCGGUAGUAUGUAGUGUAUGCAUUUAAGAGAUCAUCUAAGUUUUUUUUGUUUUAUUUUGUUUUUUGUAUAAAGAAUUUAUUAAAAAAAAAUAAAUAAAUAAAUAAAAAAUUGGUGGGGGGGGGGGUGUUUAUCUCCAGCUCGAUAUGAACUAAAUUGAAAUUGAUGGACACUGAUACAUUAAAAUGGACUGGCAGGUUUUUUUUUUGUUUGUUUGUUUUGUUUUUUUCCAAACCUAGUGCAUGCUGUGACAUGAACACUGUAAAUAGCCUUUACCAAACUUGUAUGCUUCCAAUAUGGAACAUAAACACCAUCACCAAUCUAAGGUUAUACCUGUUGCUAUAUUCAGGAUAUUCAUUCUGAGGUUUUAAAAUGCUUUGUUAGGGAGGGAGGGAAUCAACAUGUAAGAUCUGUGCAAGUGUCCUGUAACUACGUUUAAUGCAGUUUUGUCAGUGUGUACGGCAUGGGAGUAAUCUUGUGUAAGCUUCAGAAAACCUGCCUUAUUAACUAUCUUGUUUUCUUUUCCUAAUGAAUAAUUAUGACUAAAUUUAAGCAGAUGUAUUUAUACCUGUUCUGGGACAUGGCAACCAAUUGUUUAAAGGUUUGCUAAAUGCAAUUAUAUUUCUAAGUUGAUUUGUUUAAAUAAAUUGAGCAACUUGAUAAUA